This is a messenger RNA of Ipomoea triloba (trilobed morning glory), 1454 nucleotides long. RefSeq names its product protein SGT1 homolog A-like. Lineage: Eukaryota; Viridiplantae; Streptophyta; Magnoliopsida; Solanales; Convolvulaceae. Gene Ontology annotation, molecular function: protein-folding chaperone binding. The transcript is spliced from 10 exons. Gene Ontology annotation, cellular component: cytoplasm; nucleus. Gene Ontology annotation, biological process: protein stabilization; defense response to fungus. The record is from RefSeq and is a predicted model, not a curated record. Bases 108 to 1214 code for a protein of 368 amino acids.
AAUCCUCGUCGCUUGCAAGUACUCCGUUUUGCUAUCGUUCUAGAGUGUUCUGUUCUGUGUUCUUUCUCUGCUUCGCCGUCCGUAGUCGAGUGCCGACGGAAAAAUCCAUGGCGUCUGAUCUGGAACGCAAGGCUAAGGAUGCCUUCAUCGACGAAUACUUCGACCUGGCCGUUGAUCUCUACUCUCAGGCCAUCGAUUUGAGCCCUAACAACGCCGAGCUCUUCGUCGACCGCGCUCAAGCCAACAUCAAACUCCAAAACUUCACCGAAGCUGUUGAUGAUGCAAACAAGGCAAUAGAGUUGGAUCCCUCAAUGGCUAGAGCAUAUUUGCGUAAAGGCAUGGCCUGCUUGAAACUUGAAGAAUAUCAGACUGCCAAAACAGCAUUGGAGGCAGGGAUUCCUUUGGCACCAGAAAGUUUGAAGCCAAAAUUCCAUGAUUUGAUUAAAGAAUGUGAUGAACUCAUUGCAGAAGAAGCUGGUGAACAAGUUAAAGUGGAGGCAGCCACAACAGAUGUGGCAAUCCCGCCUGAAUCAGAGUCAUUAGAAAAACCGCAGGAUGCCCAACCAGCUUUUAAUUUAUCCUACCAGGGGCAAACAACUGUGAAGCCAAAAUAUAGGCAUGAAUUCUAUCAGAAACCAGAGGAAGUGGUUGUUACUAUAUUUGCCAAGGGCAUACCAGCAAAGAAUGUUGCCAUUGAAUUUGGUGAACAAAUACUUAGUGUUACAAUUGAUGCCCCUGAUGGAGAUGCAUAUACUUUCCAGCCACGGUUGUUUGGCAAGAUUAUUCCCGAAAAGUGUAGAUAUGAGGUCAUGUCUACAAAAAUUGAGAUCCGCCUUGCAAAAGCUGGGGCUAUUCAUUGGACAUCUCUAGAGUUUAGUGGGGAUAUUGCUGUUGUGCAACAGGCAGCUGUUGUGCCAUCUGUGACCCAAAAGCCUUCUUACCCUUCCUCAAAACCUAAGGGAAAGAACUGGGAUAAACUAGAAGCUCAGAUGAAAAAGGAGGAGAAAGAAGAAAAAUUGGAUGGUGAUGCCGCUUUAAACAAAUUUUUCCGAGAUAUAUACCAGGAUGCUGACGAGGAUACUAGAAGAGCCAUGAUGAAAUCUUUUGUAGAGUCAAAUGGGACGGUGUUGUCCACAAAUUGGAAGGAGGUGGGAUCCAAGAAGGUGGAAGGAAGCCCUCCGGAUGGCAUGGAGUUGAAGAAAUGGGAGUACUAAAGUGUAUUCUUAUAGUAUCUGGCUUGUUUAUGAAAUUUCAUUUUUGGUUUUUAGUUUCUUGGUUGGGUUGGAAAUUGGAAUUGGCCUAUAGUUUGUGAAAUGUAUUUGUUUUCCAGUCAUGCUAACUUGUAUUGUGAGUUGAUCUUGAACUUGCCUUUUAAAAGUUGUUUUGGACUGGUAGACUUGGGAUAAAAUGUGACUUGCCUUUUCUAUCUAUGCUCACCAAUUCCUUCAAGCAAA